Pyricularia grisea is the source of this 3352-nucleotide messenger RNA. RefSeq lists its product as uncharacterized. Gene Ontology annotation, biological process: regulation of DNA-templated transcription; cellular response to starvation. The record is from RefSeq and is a predicted model, not a curated record. The transcript is spliced from 3 exons. Gene Ontology annotation, cellular component: nucleus. Gene Ontology annotation, molecular function: RNA polymerase II transcription regulatory region sequence-specific DNA binding; zinc ion binding; DNA-binding transcription factor activity, RNA polymerase II-specific. Bases 11 to 2176 code for a protein of 721 amino acids. NCBI's taxonomy places the organism in Eukaryota, Fungi, Ascomycota, Sordariomycetes, Magnaporthales, Pyriculariaceae.
CUGGGACAACAUGGCGGACGAUCCUGAGCCCCACGAAGGUGAAGUCUCGGAUGGCAUGUCUGAGUACGACGAGCACGAUUCUCACCUGAAAGACGAAGACGACAAAAUGAUGGACCACAAGAUGUCCCCGGGUGCCAGCCAAGAGGGCGCCGCAGAGGUCAAGAAGAAGUACGACCCCAAGGACCCACAUCGGCCGAGGCGAAAGAAGGCCCGGAGAGCUUGUUACGCCUGUCAAAGAGCCCACCUUACAUGUGGCGACGAGCGUCCUUGUCAGAGAUGUAUAAAACGUGGCCUCGCUGAGGCUUGCCAAGACGGUGUGAGAAAGAAGGCCAAGUAUCUUCACGAUGCACCUCCUGAAGCACUUGGUCCUGUUCUUGGACCAAACUUCAACAACAGCAAUACCCAAUCGCGGACUCACCCUCAUAGGCAACCUGCCAGCGUGGCCUCUGAAGCAUCGUCAUCAAAUAUUAGAUCGACCUACUUCUCUCAACCAAGUGCCUCUUCAACUUAUGGGGUAUUUUCCCCAACAAGCCAGGUCACAACUCUUCCGGAGAACAUAUCUUAUGCAGCUCAGCAGUCUCCUGUAUCUCCCACAUUUCAAAACCAUCCUAGCGCGCCAAUGGGUGGUUUAACAGUUCCACAAGUAUCUGGUGACAUAUCCAACUUCUCUUCUGCAUUUUUCGAUCCUAGUAACCCGGCAAUCUUCAAUUUCAAUCUAGAGGGUCUGAACUUUGGAAGUCAGUAUGGUGCCAUGGAGUUUAGUAUGCUAGGUCACAUGUCUUCUGGUGCUGCAGAAACGCCUCCCAGAGACCCCUCGAUUUCGGCUCCCGGUGGCGGAGAUAUGACGUUUGGCCCCGGCAUGUUCAACAACGGCGUCGGCUAUGACAAGCUCUACGAAGGGAACAGCGGAUUAGGCGGUCUCCUCGGGUUGGAUCAGUCAAACGGCCCCUAUUCUCAAGGCAAUCUGAGCCACGGGCUUCCGCAUGCCUACGCCAUUGCUGCUGGUCCUAGCAGUCUUCAGAGUCCAAGCACUGAAAAUAACAGUCCGCAGCCAGCAGUCAACUUGGAUGGCUCCCCAACGCCUGUCAAUUAUACAGGCUCCGGGAACAGCUCGACCACGCAAGUCCCUGGCUCUACGCCAGGGGCGCGACCAAAGGCGAACUCAACGCCCGGUAUAACCGCGAGGCUGAACGCACAGGCCGCUCUUGGGAAGCGGCACCGGGACUCGUCCCAAAUCUAUGAGAACGUCAAAGAACCAUACAUGUACGUUCGAGGCUUCCACAGACUCAUUGCCUUGCUCCAACGGCGGUUGUCGGCGGGUAAAAUUUCUCGUGUGGCCAAGUCUCUGGCGAGCAUACGGCCGUCUUUCAUAGCUUGCACACGCACACUGAGCAGGGCGGAUCUCAUAUUCAUGGAGAAGUCCUUUCAGCGCGCGCUGUUUGAGUAUGAAGACUUUCUGCACCAGUCAUCCUCCCCUGCGCUGAUCUGUCGGCGCACAGGUGAGGUGGUGGCGGUGAACAAGGAGUUCACCGCGUUGACCGGGUGGAGGAAGAAUAUACUUCUUGGCAAAGAGCCCAAUCUAAACUUGAAUACAGGCACCAAUAUCGGGAGCACAUCGGAGCCGGCAAGUGGGUCGGGGACUGGUCGCGGUGGUCUGUCGACGCCUCGCCUGCGAGCCGGGAGCUCGUCUGUGGCGGCCUCAGCUACGAGGGCAGAUCAGCCAGCCAUGACAGCGGACUCGUCGGCAAGAAUUCCGGGUUUGGAUUCUGGGCCUGAGCCACUGUUCAUCGCCGAAAUCAUGGACGACGACAGCGUUAUCCAGUUCUACGAAGAUUUUGCCCAGCUGGCCUUCGAGAACAGCCGUGGAAGGGUUACCCGCAAAGGGCGAUUGCUCAAAUAUCGUUCACCAGUCGCUCUUGACGAGCCUGGUGUGGGUGGCGCGCCGGCCAAGGCUGAGACGAGUCCGCAAGCGGUGCCAAGAAAGAGCAUAUUGAGCAAUCGCGUGGCCCGGAUUGAUGGUGAGCAUGGCAUAUCAAAAAUAGAACGGGAUGGUAAGGUGGAGUGCUGCUACACGUGGCAUGUACGAAGGGAUACGUUUGAUAUCCCUAUGAUGAUUGUCAUGAAUUUCCUUCCCUGCUAUUAUCCCAAUCAAGAGCCGCAUCAGUUAGCGGUAUGAGAGGCUAUUUUAUGGGCUACUUUCACUAAUCUAGAGAGAACCAUGCUAUGUCAGACGGUUGGUUAUCGUAUCAACGGUUACAAACCCAGCCAGCCAUGACUUGUUUGUGCUAGGCGCAAUCACCUUGUACAUUCACUCUAUUUCAUUGUUUCAUAUACCUACACUCCCUGAGCUCUCUGUCGAUUUUCACAUCGGCCAACUGAAGGGCACUGAAGGGCUCAAUCUGUUCAUAUUUCUUGGAACAAGCAGCAACAAAGGAUACCCAAGCUUUUUUUCUUGUUCUUUCUUUUCCACGGGCGCAUCGCACUUGGGGGCUUUUGCGGGGUACAUUUUAACCUCACUCGUACAUAUCAGCGAAUGAAAAGAAUCCGAGCUUCUCAUUAUUUUGCGACGUGCCAAGCAUGUUCCUAUAAACUCAACUCAUGCAUGUGAUAGCAACCACAGUGUCUUUACAGCUUGUAGCUUGCUUGUUCUAGUCGCUCGGGCUCUCGUUUGGCCUCACAAGCCAACUUCCAUCGAGAUCACCUUGCUUCUGGCUCAAAUCGACGGCAGGAUGCAGCAGCCCGCCCUGGGGCACCCAGGCCUUCCUGUCCAGACUCGUCCUGGCGACGUCGCAGUCCGUGUUGAUGUCCUUGACGAGGGCCUCCAGGGAGUCGUAAUUCUUCUCCUCGCGGAUAAAUCCCAGGAUGAGCAGCCUCAUGGGGGCGUCAUAAAAGUCGGCCGUGAACUUGUGCAGGAUGUGCACCUCGGCGGAACGCUCCGUGUUGUUGUAAAAGGGGUUGUAGCCGAUGGACAUGACCAUGGGGAAGACUGUGUAGGGGGAGGAAGAGGAGGAAGGGGGGGUUGUGCCGGGUGGCGACGGGGACUCCGGGUGGGAUGGGGGAAGCUGGAGGGAUGCCCAGCCGUAGUAGACGCCCGAGGAGAUUGAGGAGAUCCAGGGGGUGAUGGUGGCGUCGACAGGGAGGUUGGCUGUCGGGAUGCCAAGCUAAAAAAAAAUAAAAAAUAAAAAUUGAUUUUCGGCGAGUUUGUGUGAGCGUCAAAGUUGAAGAAGAGAGAGAGGGUGAGCCGAUACAAGGGGAAAAAAAAAAAAAAAAAAAAAAAAAAAAAAAAGGAAAAGACAGCUCCAAAGGGAUCAGAGUAGGGAACCAUAUCAAGUGAGUAGAAAUUUAUUAUUAC